Molecule: messenger RNA, 819 nt
Organism: Chroicocephalus ridibundus (black-headed gull)
Lineage: Eukaryota; Metazoa; Chordata; Aves; Charadriiformes; Laridae
Gene: CDK2AP2
Product: cyclin dependent kinase 2 associated protein 2
Exons: 4
Coding region: 248-634 (128 amino acids)
Biological process (GO): regulation of microtubule cytoskeleton organization; negative regulation of G1/S transition of mitotic cell cycle
Cellular component (GO): nucleus; cytoplasm; microtubule
Source: RefSeq, a predicted model, not a curated record
UGACGUCGGCACGCUCGGACGUCAUCGCGGCGAGCGGCGGCGGCGGGGGGAGGCCGGGUCAGGGCAGGCCGCGGUGGGGCCUGCGCAGCUGAACCGGUACCGGCGUCGGAGCCGUCGCUCUCCGCGGGUCCGGGUGGGGUUGAGGAGCGGCGGGGACAACCGGCGGGGGGUGGGGGGAGGAGGUGGUGUCGCCCACCGGCCCCCGCCGCCCUCCAAGGCACCCGGCAGCGGCGGGCGGCCGUCGGGGAUGUCCUACAAGCCCAUCGCUCCCGCCCCCGCUACCCCCGGAGCCGCCAGCGCCAGCCCGGCCCCACCGGGGCCCGCACCUCCCGCCACGAGUGUCCCGUCGCCCUCCGGCUCCGUCCCCGGUGCCGCCGCCCCGUUCCGGCCCCUCUUCAAUGACUUCGGGCCGCCGUCCAUGGGCUACGUGCAGGCGAUGAAGCCCCCCGGGGCACCGGGCUCGCAGAGCACCUACACCGACCUGCUCUCGGUCAUCGAGGAGAUGGGGAAGGAGAUCCGGCCCACCUACGCCGGCAGCAAGAGCGCCAUGGAACGGCUGAAGCGGGGCAUCAUCCACGCCCGGGCGCUGGUCAGGGAGUGCCUGGCAGAGACAGAGCGCAACGCCCGCACGUAACGGCAGCUGUCAACCGGGACCCCCACCCCCCAACACCCUGCUCCGGGACCCCCCGGUGUCAGCGGGGGGGGGAGGGGGGGGGGGGGGGCCGCCGUGCUGCCCCCGCCCCCCCUUCCCCUCUCCGUGCUCUCUGCUCUCUUUAUAAAUGCGUGUUUUUAUAAAUAAAGGACGUGGCUGGGACUCUG